This is a messenger RNA of Tetrapisispora phaffii CBS 4417, 1431 nucleotides long. RefSeq lists its product as uncharacterized. Bases 1 to 1431 code for a protein of 476 amino acids. The transcript has a single exon. The record is from RefSeq and is a predicted model, not a curated record. Lineage: Eukaryota; Fungi; Ascomycota; Saccharomycetes; Saccharomycetales; Saccharomycetaceae.
AUGGAUGAAAAAUCUUCUUCUAGAGUACUGGAAAAUAUGGAUUCAAACUCCAUGUCGUUAUUGUACAGCUCACCAUCUAUAAAUAGUCACAGCAAUAGCACUGGAGAGAUAGCAAAAAAUUCAUUCUUUAAAAUCACACAUUCGCCAACCUUUGAAAACGAUAAGAAUACACCUCUAAAAUGGCAGCAAGAGAAACAGGAGUUCCAAUUCCAAAGCAAUAGUACACCGUCAAAAUCAAAUUUCAAGAACCCUCAGCAAAGAUUACUUCAAGCAAGGAAAAGACGAUCCACUUUAAUGGGAGCUAAACCAAGAGUCCCAUCAAGAUUAAAUAAAGCAACAUCUAAAUUGGAUUUGAUUGAUGAUAGAACUUUAACUAGUUUACCAAUUCCACAUCCACAAAAAAAUGAAAAUAAUAAUUUAUUCCAGAACAGACAACUCAACAAUAAAAGACCUAGAUAUAAUGAAACCAAAGAACUUAGGGUUCACAAUGAUCAGGUUAAUAGAAACGUGAGUUAUAAUCAGUCAACAUUAGAUGAUUCAUUAGAUAGUAUGGGAGAAGACAAAGAGAACACAUCCAAAAACUAUGAUCACCCAAUAGUUUUAUUAGAAGACUAUAUUUCUUAUGACGAUUCUGGAUCUUCUUCUAGGAAAAGGAAUAAAAGAAGAAUAUCUUUAUCAGACCUGAAACGAAAAAUGCAUAAGGGACAGACUAACAAUGUUCUCAAAUUAAGGAAAAUUAAGCAUCCUUCUCACUUAUCAAAUCUAACAUUUUCCCUUGCUCCCAAUCACGCCAAUGCUUCCAGCAUAAUGACGGACAUUAGUGAACAAUAUAAUACCUUUGAACCUGAACCGAAUGAAAAUUCUAAUGCGAGCUCUGAUGAGAUAAAUGGUGUAUUAAAAGAACUGAUACACCCUGUUACUGGAGUGACUGAAGAUCAAUAUAUAUCGAGAAUUUCAAAAAAAUCACAAUUGGUCAGUUGUGUUGUAUGUGAUAAAGUAUUAUACGAGUUAAGUAGUAUAUUACCAGAAAAUAAUAAAUUUAAAGAAAUUGUAUGUGGAAAUUGUGCAGAAAAAUAUGAAGCAGCUGCAAAACUAUUUGAAGAUUACGAAUUUGAUUCAUCACUUGAUAUAUCAAACUCUAGCAUAAUGAGUGGAAUGAAUAAUAAUGUACAGUACUUAGAAAACAUAGGACUCAUAAAACAUAAAAAUACUGAUACAUUUUCAAAUGAACUUAUUACUAGACUUCAAUCACAACUAAAACAAACAAAUGAAAAGGAUGAGAAACAAAAUAAUGAGGAAUUUUUACUUGAUUCAAAAUCUGUUCUUUGGUUUAUAGAAGCAAGGAAAAAAAUUAGAUGGAGAUGGAGAAUAAGUAAAUUAUUACCUGAAUUCCUUUCAAAUCAUAACAGCAACACGACACAAUCAUCAUAA